GGUGAUAGGUGUGUGUGCACGCAUUUCUGCGCUUGCGGGCGUGUGAGUGACAGUGACAGAGACCGCAGCACUACUCCGGAGUUCAUUCACUAAUAGUGGUUUACCGGAGAUCCUGCACGCAGCAAGCCAUUGCAGAUAGAAUGAGUGGAAGAGUUGGAGACCUCAGUCCAAAACAAGCAGAGAUUUUAGCUGAGUUUCGAGAACGAAUUGAGGACAUUCUUCCAGACCUUCCCGCCCGGCAUGAUCACUACCUGCUCCGCUGGCUCCGAGCCCGCAGCUUCAAUGUUCAAAAAGCGGAGGCGAUGCUUAGAAAGCAUCUGGAAUUCAGGAAACGCAUAAAAGCAGACACCAUCAUUGAAGACUGGAAACCUCCUGAGGUCAUUCAGCGGUAUGUGUCUGGAGGUAUGUGUGGGUAUGACCUCGAAGGCAGUCCCAUCUGGUAUGACAUCAUCGGGCCCUUGGACCCCAAGGGUCUUAUGCUGUCCUGCACCAAGCAGGACUUCAUGAGGACUAAGAUCCGAGAUACAGAGCUGCUCCGCAUAGAAUGCCAGAAACAGACAGAGAAGUUAGGGAAGAGUGUGGAGAUGGUAACGCUGAUCUAUGACUGCGAGGGGUUGGGUCUCAAACACCUGUGGAAGCCUGCAUUGGAGGCCUAUGGAGAGAUCCUUACAAUGUUUGAAGAGAACUAUCCUGAAGGACUCAAGAGGGUGUUUCUCAUCAAGACUCCUAAGCUGUUUCCGAUGGCCUACAACCUGGUCAAACACUUCCUGAGUGAAGAGACACGUCGCAAGAUCUGCAUUCUGGGAUCGAACUGGCAAGAGGAGUUGCGUAAGUACAUUGACCCGGAGCAGCUCCCGGUGGUGUAUGGUGGAAUUCUGACUGACCCUGAUGGUGACCCACACUGUCGCACCAUGAUAAACUACGGCGGCAAUGUGCCUAGUUCGUACUAUGUUCAGAACAAUGGGGUCAAGGUUCAGUACAACCACAGCGUGACCAUUAGCAGAGGCUCUGCCCUCUCACUGGAGUAUGACAUCACCACCCCCAGCAGCAUCCUCCGGUGGCAGUUUGCCAGUGAUGGGGCAGACAUUGGCUUUGGGGUGUUCAUGCGGACCCAAGUGGGGGGUGGGGAUCAGAAGUUGGGGGACAUGAUGCUGGUGUUGCCAAGUGAACGCUACAAUUCUCACAUGGUCCCAGAGGACCGCACACUCACCUGCACCGAGCCUGGAACCUACGUGUUGCAUUUUGACAACACCUACAGUUUACUGCAGUCUAAGAAGAUCAGCUACAAUGUGGAUGUUCUCCUGCCAGACGGACAGAUCCAGAGCCUUAGGAGUAACAGAGAGAUUGGGAAGUUGGAGUAACGUACACACGCACACACACACACACAUAUGUAUCUGUACUGACAGACGCAGAGCCCCAGGGAGGAGUGGGCAGACAUCUGGCAUCACACACACACACACACACACACACAUUGAGAGAUCCACAAAGUGACAGAGUAGUAUAAACACUUGUGUCCUCAGUUGUGGCCACUAAUAUGACAGGAAAUUCACAAAAGUAUAACUUUUCUAUGAACAGUACUAUAGUCACGUUAGUAUAGAGUCAGGGACAAUAUGGCUUCUUUGUUUUUGUUUGUGUGUUUACUGCCAUGCCAUUUAGGCUGCAAUAGACCCAAGAAUGAAGGAAUGAUUACGACUGAGAUAAUUAAUAUGUUGUUACUAACUAUUGACUAUGUAAUUACACAUAAUGUAAUUAAUUGACAAACUAUGGAUAUGCUAUAUCUUUCUGGGAUGGUUUUGUAUUAUAGCAACUCUAAAGAGAUCAUUGUCAAUAAUUGGAAACCAAAUGAACAUCUACAACAGUAAUUGUAGAAAGGCUAUAUGUUUUAAUUGUAUCAAGUAUUAUUUUUUUUUUAAAUGUAAGUUGAAUCCUGUAUGUGUUUCUGAUUGUUAUUGAAUUUUGUAUAUAUUAUAAUUUUGUAGUAUGAUAUGUAUUAUAAUAAUAGUUUUUUGUAUCAUGAUUGUUUUCCUAAUAAAUGCAAUAUUUUAAGAAGACAAAUAAAGCAGAUAAUCGACUUCUCC
Molecule: messenger RNA, 2078 nt
Organism: Esox lucius (northern pike)
Lineage: Eukaryota; Metazoa; Chordata; Actinopteri; Esociformes; Esocidae
Gene: sec14l7
Product: SEC14-like lipid binding 7
Exons: 12
Coding region: 141-1361 (406 amino acids)
Cellular component (GO): cytoplasm
Source: RefSeq, a predicted model, not a curated record